Cyprinodon tularosa is the source of this 1231-nucleotide messenger RNA. It is a transcript of the gene rab9b, whose product is annotated as RAB9B, member RAS oncogene family. Gene Ontology annotation, biological process: retrograde transport, endosome to Golgi; Rab protein signal transduction. Gene Ontology annotation, molecular function: GTP binding; GTPase activity. Gene Ontology annotation, cellular component: phagocytic vesicle; lysosome; late endosome. Lineage: Eukaryota; Metazoa; Chordata; Actinopteri; Cyprinodontiformes; Cyprinodontidae. The coding region runs from base 136 to 744 and encodes 202 amino acids. The record is from RefSeq and is a predicted model, not a curated record. The transcript is spliced from 2 exons.
CGUCACGACACUGAAUGUCGGUCAGAUGCUGAGAGCUCGCUGCGUGAUUUAUCGAUAUUAGCUGAACUUGAUCUUCCAACGGUACCUGUGGCCUAAAAUCCACCAGAGAGGCCUAACUGGGUGGGAGGAAACACCAUGAGUAGGAAUAACGUCCUUCUGAAAGUGAUCCUGCUGGGCGAUGGUGGAGUUGGCAAGUCUUCUUUGAUGAACCGCUACGUCACAGACCGCUUUGACUCGCAGUCUUUUCACACCAUUGGCGUGGAGUUCCUUAACAGAGACUUGGAGGUGGACGGGCGGCUGGUCACCCUUCAGAUCUGGGACACGGCGGGUCAGGAGCGCUUUAAAUCGCUACGCACGCCGUUCUACCGAGGCGCAGACUGCUGCUUGCUCACCUUCGCUGUCAACGACUUGCAGAGCUUCCUGAAUCUCAGUUGCUGGAAGAAGGAGUUUAUGUUCUACUCCGACGUUAAAGACCCAGAGCGCUUCCCUUUUGUGGUGCUGGGCAAUAAAGUUGAUAUGGAGCAGCGGGAAGUUGGGGAGGACGAAGCACGGGCCUGGUGCGAGGAGAACGGCUGCUGCCCUUACUUUGAAACCAGCGCUAAAGAUGACACUAACGUCACAGCUGCGUUCGAGGCAGCCGUCAGGGUGGUCCUAGCUGCCGAGGACCAGAUUGGUCAUGCACUGCUGGGCAGCACUAUCGACCUUCACGGCAACCGUAAAGCGUCCCGCGGGUCAUGCUGCUGAAAGCCCAUCGGUACUAUAUUGCCUGGCUUAAACUUGCCUGUUAGUUGUGACAACAGGUGUUCUGUAGAUUUAACCUACUGUAUCGAGUAAGGAUACGUUGCAGGAGAUACAGCUGCUGCUGGUGUCAGGGAAUUCAGCUCCUGCUUGUGAGUGAGUUGUUGCUCCAAUGAAGGUACAGCACUCUGUGGCAGGCGUGCUUCUUCUUUUCUCACAAAAUACUGCUUUUUCUUCCUGCUUAUAUGCGAGGGUGGUAUCAAAUAAUGGAAUGAAGCAUUUCGUUUUUAUCUAAUUUAUUGUCAGACAAAGUGUGCCAGUUCUCUCACAAACACACAGAAGUGACCAGUUGCCCUGAUUCCAGUUGCCCUAAUUCUGGAGCUUGAAAUGAUUAGGCAUGGGUUGGUUUUUGGUUUCAAGGUAAUGAAGGUUUUAGAUUACUCAGAAAUGUUCCAUGAUAAUGAGAGAUUUUAGUAUUCAAUGCAAAAAGGUG